UGGGCAGUCGUUCUUUUCUAUAUUCAAGAUGGCAGCCUCCGGACGACCAGAGCAUCAAGCUCCUCCUGAAAUAUUUUACAAUGAAACAGAAGCAGCAAAAUACACAAGCAACACUCGAAUGAUAGAGAUCCAAGAGAAGUUGUCAGAGAGAGCGCUUGAAUUGUUGGCCUUACCAGAUGACGAAUCAUGCUACGUGCUGGAUAUUGGAUGUGGGUCCGGUUUGAGUGGCGAUGUUCUCACGGAAGCAGAUCACACAUGGGUCGGCAUCGACAUCAGCUCCAGCAUGCUCAAUGUGGCUGUGGAGAGAGAGGUGGAGGGAGAUCUGAUCCUGGGAGACAUGGGCUAUGGACUGCCAUUCCGCCCAGGGACGUUUGACGGAGUUAUCAGUAUCUCAGCACUACAGUGGUUAUGCAACGCAGACAAGAAGUAUCACUCUCCAGCCAAGAGAAUGCAAGUCUUCUUCAGAACACUCUAUGCCGUCAUGAGACGAGGCUCCCGCGCUGUGUUCCAGCUGUACCCGGAGAACAGUGACCAGCUGGAGAUGCUGACUCAGCAAGCCAUGAAAGCAGGGUUCACCGGCGGGCUGGUGGUCGACUUUCCCAACAGCUCCAAGGCCAAGAAGAUCUUCCUGUGCCUGUUCUGUGGGGGUCAGUCGACAGCGCUGCCCAAGGGUCAAGGGACGGAGGAGAGCAGCUCAAACACAGCUCAGAUGGCUGGCAGAAGAGAGACGAAGCCAGACACACAGUACACAGGCCGCAAGCGGAAGGGACAUCAUUUCUAGCCUGCACUCCUCUCCCCUUCUCCCUUUUCCCCAUGUUCACGUCUUUCUGGCUGUACAUAGUGCAAAUAAAAAUGAGCCGGCGCUCCAAUACCCCCAUUGUU
This is a messenger RNA of Aplysia californica (California sea hare), 882 nucleotides long. RefSeq names its product probable 18S rRNA (guanine-N(7))-methyltransferase. Gene Ontology annotation, cellular component: nucleolus. The record is from RefSeq and is a predicted model, not a curated record. Lineage: Eukaryota; Metazoa; Mollusca; Gastropoda; Aplysiida; Aplysiidae. Gene Ontology annotation, biological process: rRNA (guanine-N7)-methylation. Gene Ontology annotation, molecular function: rRNA (guanine) methyltransferase activity.